AUAUUAUUUGCUCUUUUAUUUAUUUAUUUUCUGAUGCAUAAUUUUGUCAUAAAAGACACAAACUGACAAGAUAUGCGAUUGUAGGUGGAGUAACCAGAAGAGCAGAAUGCAGCUACGACGAUUGCUGGUAAUUCUUGCGGUCCUGAUAUCGUCCUUGCUGGUACGUUGUCAAUCUACCGGCAAAGUUACGUUCCAGAACAACGAUUUCGGACACGAAACAGAAAAACAAGAGAAUGUCGAAGAUGUUUCGUCGCAACAGAGAGGAUUCAAUCCUGUUCAGCAUGUGGAGGAUCUGUUCCAGUACCUUGGUUUGGGAACGGGACGAAAUGUGGAUCCAUAUUUGGCGAAGAUCAACGAACGUUGCUUAACGGGAGACCUGGCAGAAUGCUUCAAGUCGCGCGCCUUGAAUUACUUCUCGGAUUUCUUCGACCAUGCCGAGUAUUCCUUGACUGAUUACGUUCGAAUUAAACGGAUGACCAAUCGAGUGGUAAAGGAAGCAUAUGCUCAGCCGUAUGAAUAUUCUAACGAACCCAGAUCCAGCGAGACAGAAUGGGAUCAAAUGGUUAAUUUCAUGAAGAGGAAGUUGGAAAGGUUUGUCAAAACAAUGUCCUUCGAAUUGACCAUACCCGAUUCGGAGACCGGCCGCAGUGGCGCGUACGAACCAAAAUUUUUGGACGAGAUCGCCGAUGAGAUCGAUACGCUCGAGAAUAAGAAGGAUACGCUAUUUUCUCGUCAUCAAUUCAGAAAGCUGCUGAUACCAAUGCUGAUCGUGCUGAAACUCUUCAAGCUGAAGCUGCUACUGUUCCUCCCCUUGAUUUUGGGGCUGGCUUCGUUCAAGAAAUUCCUCGGGUUCCUAGCGAUCGUCAUACCCGGUGUCAUAGGUUUCUUCAAGCUCUACAAACCGUACCAGAAUUAUUAUCCGCCAGUGUACACGAAAAACGGCAUCGGCCAUCCUCACUACGGGGCGCAUCCGGGUGCUGACUACCACGAAGAUCACUACGGCCAGGAUUUGGCAUAUCGCGGAUACCAGCAUUACAACUCAUAAUCUGCCUCAUUUAUUUAUUACGUCAUAGAGCUCAAGUAGAGCGUAAGCGCGUAUUUUUCUAUUCGUUAUAAUUGUAUAUUAUUUAUAAAUGAAUCGCGAAUGCGUUGUAUAUAUAGUUAAAGGUGUGAAUGUGUAAGUUUAGACAUUUUCUCUUUCGAGUAGAAAUUAACGAAAUGCGUAAAGUGGUUUGAUAGACGCAUUGUUUUCUAGUUUUAUGCCCACUGCGACUCGUUUGCUGUUAAUUGUAUGUUGUUAGUUUAAUAUCGAGGCGUAUCUAGAGAAUAUACGAGCAGCCAAUUUCUUUACGUCUGUUGGACGGAAAUAUCGGGAUUCCUGCCUACACAUUCAUGCGUAAUAAGGUAUGAUUGGCAUCCUUAUUAUCCUUAGUUUCUAACUGUCGUUUCUGUUCCACUUUUGCGACACGUAUGGACUCACAAUUUCGAAGAUCGAUGUACAGCGCGUUCACGUGAUACUACUCUAAUUUGUUUGUAGAAAUUGUAAAGACUACAUCAAAUGUCUUAAAUAUUCAUUGCAUUGAUGCAAUGAAUAUUUAAGACAUUUAAACAAAUAAGCGCGCUUAAUCGGUGUUUGCCUCGCUCUCUGCGUUGUAUAAAUUUUAUUUAAAAUAAAUAUACUGGACAGAGAUUAUCGCUCGUACGCAAUAUAUCCAAUUUGUGCUUAAAGUUUAAUGUCUCAUAAACAAUGAAAGUUUUCGUGUUGGAUAAUUGCAUAAUUGCUAUUAAUCUGAUUAAAUGUUUAUUAAGGAAAAGUGUUACAUAUAUGAGUUUGUUGUGAAACUGAGAGAAAUAUCUUUUAAUAUCUUCAUAACGGAUUCUGUGAAAAAAUUAGGACAAAACAAUUUUCAUCGAGCAGAGGCGAUCGAAAGGAAAACUAAUCGAGAUCUUAUGAUUCUUGCAUGACUUUCUAUUGACGUAUAUUGUCGAUAAAUUACUUAUUUAGGUAUUAACACUUGUCUUAUCUGUUUUUAUUGCGAUAGUCACACAUGAAUUAUAUACACUUAAACGUGUAAAUUGCUCAUGAAAGUUCUACAUCAAAAAUCCAUGACUAAGGUAGUAUAUAGCAUCGGUUUAUAUUAUAAGUUUUAGAAAAGCAAGCAUUUUUUUAAAUUUCUCUUUUAAGAAUGUAAAAUUUGAUGUACUGAAUCGUAGGAUUUCAGAUAAAUUUAAGUAAUACAGAUAUAAAGUUAAAUAUAAAAUGUUAUAAAUUUC
Messenger RNA from Ooceraea biroi (clonal raider ant), 2274 nucleotides. RefSeq names its product DUF1676 domain-containing protein Osi2 (gene Osi2). The record is from RefSeq and is a predicted model, not a curated record. Gene Ontology annotation, cellular component: membrane. Lineage: Eukaryota; Metazoa; Arthropoda; Insecta; Hymenoptera; Formicidae.